CUGCUUUUCUCCGCUUUUCUCAAGUCAGCUGUGGUCGUCUGCAAGGCCUAAUCGCGGCAGCGCCAUAAACCUCUACCUACUCCGGAUAACAGCGCCUCGAAUGUAGAAGCAGAAAUGAAGUUCUGGAACCAGCUGUACCUGCUACUAUGGAAAAACUUUGUAAUACAUCGACGGCAGAAGGUGCGGGUGUGUAUUGAAAUAGUAUGGCCGCUCAUCCUUUUCUUCAUUCUCAUGUGGGUCCGCACACGAGGACUGCGCCUUUACAUUCACGAGUGCCAUUUCGAUGCCAAGGCCAUGCCUUCUGCCGGCCUGCUGCCAUUUGUCCAGUCGACUGUGUGCACUCUCAACAACACCUGCCACAGAGAGCCGGCCACUCAGAGCAGUGCCGAGCAGCAGUACAACACGUCGCUAAUUAUACGACUGGUCAGCGAUGUGAAUCACAUCGUGAAUGAACAUUUAGCAAAUGAAGACACAGUGAACAGCAUCAAACGGUUAUCCCGUGACUUGGAAACGCUCUCAUCAUUUGUAAAGAAACUAACAGCUGCCCAGUUUCCAAUGUCCGGAAGGGUUUCCAUUGAGAAUGUCUUGAAGAAUGACGAUAGCACAAGACAGGGUUUUGAAAAUCUAAACAUCUCCAACAAAGAAUUUUAUCCUGCCUUCUUCAAGUCGAGCGUGAGCGUGCGGGCGCUUCAAAAGAUAUUUGACAGAGGCAACGAGGACAUUAGAGGCUACUUCUGCAAGCCAGGUGCUCCCCAGGUGCUCUUUGUGGCUGGCGUCCCGGAAGACAGUGAUGAGCACAGUCGCCUGCAGCGUGAUAUUUGCAAACUGCCUGCUGCCGACGGUCGUGCUUUUUCACAACAAGUUUUGAGAAGUCUGAACUGGACCGCUGUGCUUCACGAGGUGGGUCCUUGGAAAUAUCAAAAUGUCUAUAUGCCAAGACUUAUGUUUGUCUGUUACUUUUAG
Molecule: messenger RNA, 963 nt
Organism: Rhipicephalus microplus (southern cattle tick)
Lineage: Eukaryota; Metazoa; Arthropoda; Arachnida; Ixodida; Ixodidae
Product: phospholipid-transporting ATPase ABCA1-like
Biological process (GO): lipid transport; transmembrane transport
Cellular component (GO): intracellular membrane-bounded organelle; membrane
Molecular function (GO): lipid carrier activity; ATP hydrolysis activity; ABC-type transporter activity
Source: RefSeq, a predicted model, not a curated record